AUGGCAAAGUCGCUGUACGAGUUGUGGGAAAAGAAGAAGGUGAUCAGGAGGCGGCUGAAAAACACCAAAAGCUUUGUUCGCUUUCCGAAGAAACAGGAUGAUGAUGAGAAAGAAGAUGGCGUGAAGGAGAACCCCACAUCGACUGCAGCAAUGGAGAUGAACCUACCAGCUUUGACGGCGAUGUUUUCCUUUUACAAGGUCAAAAGUGGCAAGCAGGUGACGCAGCUGUACGAAGAGUCCGGCUGUAUUCCCCACCUCGGUGCCAGGCAAUAUUACCUCGAUGCCUGGGACCUCCGCCGGCUGUACAGCUUCGCGUUGAGGCGUCAGAAAGACGCAGAGCAGCGCGAGCAAACACCCCGCGCGGCCGGAGUUCGACGGCUGUUUCAGCUGAUCAAGGAAUUGCGAAGCACGAACGGUGAUGACAACGAUGACGAAGGGGAAGAAGAAUCAGAUCUCGAGCAUGAGAAGGACGCAUGUGUUUCAGAGAAUGGGGAGCACAUGCAGGAAGAGUCGGAGGAGGAGGAGGAGAAGGAGCAGGAGUCUCCUGCGGUGGCUUCCGAAUCGGCCGCGCCUGCCAAGAAGGUUGAUAUUGGCGCUGGCGUGGGCUUGUCUGAUGAGGAGGGGGAGCCCGAGAAGGAUUCGCAGCUUCCACACCCGUUGCAGCGCUGCAGGUCCAAGACCUCUCUCGCAAGCUUGCCCAGCUCGGCAGUUCUUGGCGGUGCUUCCAAGGAGGCUUUGGAGACGCCUGCUUCCUACGCAGGCCCUGGGAUCCUGACGACGAACAAGGAGGACGAAUUGGCCGACUUGAUGAAUCAAAUCUCGCUCUAUGAGGAUGGGGAGCAGAAGGAUGCCGCAACGGCUCACCACGAUGCCAUGUUACUCCUGAUGGGAUCCCCAGAGCGACGGGCAAAGGAACCUACAGGCGAUGAACCGCCACCUACGUGCAAGAGGCAGCUCUUCGGAGAUGCGGAUCCUGCUUGGAAGCAUCCUCCAGAUCAGGCGGACACUUUGGUGAUGGGCCCCCCGACCGACGAGACUGACUCGCUGAUGGGCGAAGCCGACAAGCCGACCAGUGUUGUUGAUGUGUUCUCGAGUCCUGAGAAGAUGUGUAAGGAGGAGCCCGGGUCUCCCAAGGGGGAUGGUGACGCCCCGCUGGUUUCUGUGUCUGCCCAGAACGACCUACGCCGGUCCCUCCGCGCUUCCAUUCGUCGCACACGCCGCUCCAGAAGCACGCGCGAGCUCCUGCAGAAGGCCAACAAAAAGGGCAAAAACAAGGGCAAGUCCAGGAAGGCGUGUGAGAAGGAUGAGGGCACGGACAAGCCUACGUGCAGCAACUCCAAGACAGCCGGUUCCAAGAAGCGCAAGCACUUGCCGAAGGAGACGGAGGAGCCGAAGCCUUUGCCAAAGGCAAAGGCGAAGGCAAAGGCGACACCGAAGACAAAGGCUAGGGCGAAGGCGAAGAGCAAGGCAGCAAGUGUGGAGACGAAGCUGCAGCCUGAUCGCAAUCGCACUGGCUACAGUGAGUGUGGCAAGCUUGUGCUGGGAUGUUCCAGCUGCCGCUGGGGCGUGCUUGGCUGUGGCACCUGCCUUCGACCGUCCUUCAAGGGCAAGAGGUGGAACCGUGUCGCUUGCGAGGGGUCAGAUUGA
Messenger RNA from Symbiodinium natans, 1647 nucleotides. Lineage: Eukaryota; Dinophyceae; Suessiales; Symbiodiniaceae. The record is from the annotation of a GenBank genome assembly.